AUCUUCCACACGUAGCAUCAAUGUUACAAUCGGAACAUUGAGAUUCAGUUCAUCAUCGUCACCGAAUCGAAUCGAUAAGUAAGAAAAUGAGGAACAUUUUCACGAUAAUUCUUUUCCUCUGCGGAAUAAUAUCAAUUCAAGCAACCCCAUCACGACCAUCUAAAUUCUUUGAAGUACAGAAUGGAGUUCUUGUGCCGGUCGGAAAUGGCUCACCAAAAGCCGCAUCGAAUUUGAAAUCCAAUAGUCGAAUCGUCGGCGGUGAAAAUGCUGAUCCUGGAAGUGCUCCAUGGAUGGCAUCACUUCAGUGGGGUACGGUUCGACCAGCUCACUUUUGUGGUGGAGCAAUUAUAAAUCCGAAUUGGGUCCUAACCGCUGGACAUUGCAUCCAAUCAUUUCCAAAUUAUGGUAUCCGAACAGUGGUAGCAGGGCUCAACGAUUUGAAUGAGUUUAGUUCCGCUCAACAAAUUCGUCACGUAACCCUCAGCAAUACAUGGGUGCAUGAAGAUUAUGACGGCUCUGUAGGACCGCACGAUAUUGGUCUGUUGGUAUUCCAAACCCCAUUUACAUUCAACACACUUGUCAGCGCGAUUGCAUUGCCCCAAUCUGAACAAAUUCCAACUGGCAUUGCAGUACUUCAUGGAUGGGGUAGUGUGUCUUACUCUUUCUUCCCAGACUAUCCGUCAGUUCUUCAAUCUGGCAGUAUGCCGAUCAUUCCCUUACAAACUUGUCGAAUUAGUUGGGACUACGAUGCCGAUACCAUUCAUGAUUCGCAUAUUUGCGCUGGAUCUUUGGAUGGUGGCGUUGGUGCUUGUUCGCUAGAUAGUGGUGGUUCGCUGACACAAAAUGGUGUUGCUGUGGGCAUUUUUAGUUGGGGAUGGGUUCCUUGCGGUCAACCGAUGCGUCCAGCAAUUUUUGUUCGUGUCAGUGCUUAUACAUCUUGGAUCGAAGAUAUCAUCGAUGACUAUGUUGCUCAGAUGAGUAUUGGUGGAACAGAUGCCUGAAUUAUGUAAUUGUUUUUCGCGUAGAAAUGUUACAAAUAAAUGGUUGAAUAGAAGAUAA
Molecule: messenger RNA, 1059 nt
Organism: Bradysia coprophila
Lineage: Eukaryota; Metazoa; Arthropoda; Insecta; Diptera; Sciaridae
Product: trypsin-1-like
Biological process (GO): proteolysis
Molecular function (GO): serine-type endopeptidase activity
Source: RefSeq, a predicted model, not a curated record